AACAAACUAUUGAAUUAUUGGUUCUUUUAUCACUUCUAACCAGAUGACCCGUUUACUUUAUUGGUCGAUCUUUAGCUAUAAAUAAUAUUACAUAAUAACCAACCUCGCAACACGCGACCAUAAUAUAAACACGAAGCUAAAAUAAAUAAAACAUAAAAUGAUAACAUCACUUGGAAUUAUCUCAACAACGCUCUUAGUUGUUAUUACGAUUCCAAACGUGAAACACUUGAAAGACAAAUCAAAAUUCUACACUAAUGAAUCUCUUCAAAUAAAAAUGGAAUAAAAAAGCAAUUCGGAGAACCAAAUCGAAAGAAAUAUUGCUGAAAUGGAAAGUAAUAUAGACAUUCUUGCUAAUGCUACAGGAGAAUUUGGCAGAUGGCAAAUAUUGCUAACUGUGGCAAUGACGUUACCUGUCAGAAUGACUGCUGUGUGGAACCACAUGGCAAUCAUAUUCCUGGCACAAAAGACCCAGUUCAUGUGCAUUAAUGGCGUAGAGGAUGCACAAAACGAAACGUGUUAUACUGACUGCAAGCAGUAUGGUUACCACACGGAUUUUGAUAACACCAUCAUAUCCCAGUGGGAUUUAGUGUGUAGUAGAGCUUGGUUGGCGAAUUUCAAUCAAACUAUUACAAUGUUGGGUGUGUUAGUGGGAAGUGUUGUGUUCGGAUUUUUCGCUGACAGACGCGGCCGCCGCCCAACUCUUCUGACAGCAUGCACUCUCCAACUCAUAGCUGGCUUUGCGGCCCCCUAUUGCCCCGAUUACUGGUCAUUCACCACCACUCGCUUUUUCACCGGAGCUGCCACUGCAGGCACGAUGCUAACCGCCUUCACCCUCAUGAUGGAGAUGACUGGCCAGCAAAAACGAGAGCUUAUGAGCUGUCUCUGUGCGUUACCUCUCACCAUUGGAGAGAUGAUUAUGCCAGCGUUCGCAUACUACUUAAGAUCUUGGGACAAAUUCAGUAUGGGUAUAGCUGUGCCGAAUGUUGUGUUUCUGGUGUUUUUCUUUCUAGUACCAGAAUCUCCGAAGUGGUUGAUAUCAGUUGGAAGGCUCGACGAGGCGGCUGCUGUGAUGGAGAAAGUGGCAAAAUGGAACCGUCGACCUCCACAAAACAUGAUAGAAAUAGUAAACAAGAUAGCUCAUGAAAGUACCACUGAUAAACCAAAAGAGAAAGCGUCAUUUUUAGACCUAAUGAGGCCGAACUUGAGGACUAAGAAUCUGUGCUCCUGCAUCACUUGGUUUAUCUUGGGGAUGAGUUUUUAUGGAAGUAACCAGUACAUAGGACAGACCAGUUCGAACCCGUUUGCUAGCAUUUCGCUCGCUGGAGUUUUACAGAUUCCAGGUGUAUUCCUGAGCGGUUAUCUUUGCAAGCGCUUCGGACGCCGCAUCACCCUGAUCACCUUCCUUCUCGUCUGCGGCGUCAGUAACAGCCUUCUGUCAGUGCCUGACGAAUACUUUUAUCUAAAACUGGUGGUUGGGUCGGUUGGAGUUAGCAGUGCGAGCGGGGCGUUCGCUGCCAUGUACAUGUACACGACUGAACUAUUUCCCACUGUUGCCCGUAACAUGGCCAUGGGAGUCUCCUCUACGGCUUCCAGGAUCGGCUCUAUAAUAGCGCCGUUCGUCGCCGGCGCGAGCGUCGCAGGCGGAUGAGUGCCACCAACGAUCUUCGGCUUUGUACCUAUCCUCGCAGCUGUUGCUUGCUACUGCCUACCAGAGACUAAGGGAGUGACGUUGAGCGACCAUGUGGAGAAAUGAGCUAGAUUCAUCGUUAUGACAGAAUUUUUGGGAACUGAAGAAGUAAAUAGUACCGUUAAUGGUUAAGCAGAUGCUUGUGUAACAUGGAGUGGUGAUGGCUGGUUUCCACUGAUCAAGUAUCGGACCAGCCCUUUGCCUAUCUUCCAUGAAAAACUAUGAUUGAAACCAUAUACCUGGCAAUUCAGGUUAGUGUUAUGCAAAAAUGUAUCCUAUGUUAAGGUUACCUAAAUAAAUUUUCCAAAUGUAAUAUUACUAUGUUGGAAUCAAACCGUAAUGUCUUGUUUCUUAACUAUUCGCCUGCAGCACAACAGUAGUUGUCGGCUAACAUUUUAAUAGUAUAGCCUGACCAGGAAAAUAAAAAACCUGAUUUUUGGCGCCACCUUUGCUUUUUCGUUUUAAAAUUACGUUGCCAGUAAAUGAAACUAGUACCAUAUUUCGCCACAUCAUGGCGAGUUUUUCAUUUUCUCGGUCAAGCUAUAAUUAACAUUUCCUUGUGUAAUUAUACUCAUUAAGAAAAGGAAAUGUAACUUAAAAAUUCCAAAGAUUAUAGCAAAAUACCAAAAUUAAACACGUGUAAACAAAUAUUAAAGUUUGAUUGAUGACGUACGGAACCAAUUAUGUUACAUUAAAGAUCUAUAAUCUCACGCAAAUGUUAUUAAGGUUUUAAUGAUCUUUUAGUGAAGUAAUAAAAGCGACCGUCCAUUUUCUUGCA
Molecule: messenger RNA, 2465 nt
Organism: Manduca sexta (tobacco hornworm)
Lineage: Eukaryota; Metazoa; Arthropoda; Insecta; Lepidoptera; Sphingidae
Product: organic cation transporter protein-like
Exons: 5
Coding region: 326-1648 (440 amino acids)
Biological process (GO): transmembrane transport
Cellular component (GO): membrane
Molecular function (GO): transmembrane transporter activity
Source: RefSeq, a predicted model, not a curated record